UCCUGUCAGAGCACAGUCGGCGUUGACGGAGAAGCCACUGUUCACCCAGUCGCCGUAGUAACGUCGGGAAAGCGGAGGUGCAGAUUAGAGAGUCACCUCCAAGCCGCAGCCUGGCGAAGCAGUAAAACACGGCCAACACGCGUCGCUCGGUUCAUGUAACUACAAUGGAUAUAUUUGGAUAUAUAACUUGACGUCGUCUGGGGCAAAAGCCUCGAGCAGAGAGGCGUAUUUUGAACUCUGGACGCUGGACAGGAGCACAAAAAUAACUUUUUUCUUACGUUGUCGUUUUUUAAAUUUGUUGCGCAACAGAGGACACAUUUUCUACGAGUGGUUUAUAGGCGCAGGUGUUGUCUUCGGUUUUGUGAAGCUGUUGCGGCGGACACUAGAGAAACAGCGGCUCGGUGGCCACCUGACCUCGUGGAAAAUAAGACCGCAUCUGAUGACACGCAGCCUGACAUCCUUACGUGGCUCAUUACUAAGCUAACUGGCGGCAGCUCUAAGCUAGGCUGCUCCAGCUCUGACGCACCGCGAAGUUUUUUUCGAAUGCUCUUACUAGUUUGCGUAUCCGGACUUAAUUGCCCGCUGGACCUGUCUGUUUCAUGGGUUUGCCAAGCUAUUUGAAAAAAGGAGCAAGUUAAUCUCCUAUGGCUACAAUCGUCCUCCUGCGGUCGUGAUGCCAGGCGCCGGUCCGUACUCGUGCAGACAGCCAUGAUGCCUGCUCCUUAAGCCGCUCCAGUGUGGCGCCGUCUUGCCGUCACACUGCCAGAAUGAGCAGCACCGAACUGGAGCGCAUGUCCCUCAGCUCUUCGGCCAACUCAGUGGCCUCCAGCGCGCGGACUUUGUCGGUCAAUGUGAGGAAGCUGCACAACGCGCUAAAUCUCCUGCUCAACGACUUCGAAAGGGAGCAGUUCAUCCACUGUCUUAAUGUCUACCACUCCAAACGCAACGUAUACGACCUAGUGCAGACACUCAACGUCAUCCUCAAUGCGCCCAGCAAGCGUCAACUUCUGCCCAUGCUUCGGUUAGUCAUACCUCGUUCCGACCAGCUCCUCUUUGAGCAGUACACAUCGGAGGGCCUAUACUUAAAAUCUGAUGUAGUUGCAAGCAAUGGCAACGCUGAAUCAACCUCGGGCGACUUCCCUAUGGCCAGUUCUAUUCCCCCCGGUCAUUUAUCCCCCAACAACCUGCCAGAACUCCAGGUGGCUUUGCGGGGCUCGCCAGACAGCUUCAGUUCCAGCAGCCACGGUACAGUUCCACUGGUGCCGCUGCUCGGGAGGAACUUUAUUCACGAGCCUCCUGGGGAGCUGCGCCAGGUCAUCAUGAAGCGACACAAGAACAACGAGGGCCUGGGCUUUAGUAUCCGCGGAGGGUCGGAACACGGGGUGGGCAUCUACGUCUCUCUGGUGGAGCCAGGGAGCCUGGCAGAUAAGGAGGGUCUCCGUGUUGGUGACCAGAUCAUGAAAGUCAACGAAAAAGUCUUCGACAAAGUCACUCAUGCUGAAGCAGUGAAGGUGCUGAAGGGCAAUAGAAAGCUGUGUUUGUCUGUGCGUUCAGUCGGGCGGAUUCCUGGUGGCUAUGUCACCAACCAUGUUUAUACGUGGGUUGACCCUCAGGGUCGGAGUGUGUCCCCCCCACCUGACCUGCCGGAACAUCGAAGUGCCACCCUGAAAAAAGCUGAUAGCCAGCGACGCAGCAACAUGCAGCUGCUGCAAGAAGGAGAUGAGAAGAAGGUCAACCUAGUUUUGGAUGAUGGUCGUUCUCUGGGCCUGAUGAUCCGGGGAGGAGCAGAAUAUGCUUUAGGUAUAUACAUCACUGGAGUGGACCAGGGAUCCGCAGCAGAGUGUGGAGGACUCAAGCCUUUGCCUGGUCCGCCCACACCACCUUGCACAGUCCCCCCCACCACACCUCUGUGUUCCCUCCCUUCCCUGCAGGUUGGCGACCAGAUCUUGGAGGUGAACGGCCGAAGCUUCCUGAGCAUCCCACACGACGAAGCUGUCAGAGUCCUUAAGUCAUCGCGUCACCUCAUGAUGACAGUGAAAGAUGUGGGUCGCUUGCCACAUGCCAGGACGGUGGUGGGUGAAACAAAGUGGAUUGCCAGUUCUCAGAUCGCCGAAAGCUCUGCCAACAGCAGCAUAGCAAGCUUCUCCAUGGACCAUGUUCAAGGAGCAUCUGCUGCAGCAAAGUCUGGGUUUUAUAAAGGUGUGGCGGGAUCACAGGUGACUCUGUCCAGUCUGGCCAACCAGUCCCGCGCAAUGUUGGAGGAGCAGGCCCGUCAUCUGCUAACAGAGGCAGAGAGGCAAACCAUGGGCUACUAUGUGGAGGAGUACAGGGAUGGACACAUUGGCGUGGAGCAGUUGGUGAUGGCCCUGUUUGAGCUGCUCAACACACAUGCAAAGUUCUCCUUGCUGUCAGAGGUGCGAGGUUUGGUCACCCCCCAGGAUCUGGAACGUUUUGAUGGGAUGGUUCUUCGACGUGAAAUCCAGGCUCUAAAGGUGCGACAGGGAACAGCUGGAGCCACAGCACUUCAAACGGAGUCUCUAUCCAUUGUGUCGUACCCUGACACUCUGACCUCAUCUUCAGCCAGCUUCAUGACCAACACCACCCUCAGCUCAGCACGGGAAAGACUGCUCUGGCUGAUAGAUAUGAUGGAGAACGACAAUGUGGUUGGAAGUAAUGAAGAAGACCCUCCAGAGAGUCUGAACACGCUACUGACCGAUAUCUCCCUGGAUGACAUACAGUCCACCACUGCAGAACCCCCCCCCCUCUUCAAGCCUCCUCCACCACCUGGGCUACACAGGCGUUCAAGUAGACGAGACCAACUCAACAAAUGCUCGUCAUCUGAAUCCUCCCUCUCAGGCUUGUACUUUACAGCCCCAAUAUCCCAUAAACACAGAAAAGAGCCAGCACACCCCCCUACCUCACCCUCACUACCACACAAACAAAGACCUCCCAGGGACCUAUCUCAAGACAACACGACCAUCAAAAUGUUAUCCAAGAAAGAACAUAUAACAGCUGCGCAGUUGACCACUGUCACCCAACACAACAUGGGUCCUUUCCCCAGGGUCCAGUCACCCAGCAGGAGCGCCAAACCUGCCCCCCUUCCUCCCUCACCUCCUCCUCCACCUCCACUCCCUGCUCCUUCUCUACCCCCUUCGCUGCCCUUUAAGCCAGUUUCUAUGUCCAGAGCAUCCCCUGCCUCGUCUCCUGGCUCUAAACAGCAGUUUGUUACAGUGGAGGUUCACAGGCCCAAUGCAGAACCAGAUGUGAAUGAGGUGCGGCCAUUGCCCCAAGCUCGAGGUGGCGCCCUGUCUCAGCUGUCAGACAGUGGGCAGACCCUCAGUGAGGACAGUGGUGUGGACAUAGCUGAGACAGGACACAUCAGCAAAGACAGCAGCCCCCAGUCCUCUUGCAUCCGCCUCUCCCGGGAAACCCUAGGGGGUGGUGGAGAGAGCCUCUCUAAACCGCCAGGACUGUUGGAGCCCACCUCUACACUAGUGAGGGUGGCAAAGACUGCCAGCACCCUGGGUAUUGCCAUUGAAGGCGGAGCCAAUACACGUCAGCCACUUCCACGAAUAGUUACAAUACAGAGAAGAUGAAGAUCUACUUCAUGAAGUCAGGUCUCCAGACCAGGCACACGCAGAAGCACUGCAUUGCAGAGACUAAUGUGUGGUAUUGUGUGCAAGCUUCAAGGUGUCAAUAGACAGAAAUUGAAUUACAUGGAUAAAUUUUAACUUGUGCUGAAGUAUGACAGGACCUUGGUUGUUAUAUGAAAGAUCUCCAACACUAGUAUGAAAGCUUUGUAGGGUCCCUGACCUACAGAGAGAGCUGAGAUUUUAACUUUGAGAAUACUAAUUUACAGAAAUGAGCUCUCUUUUUAAAAACACAGUUCAGUUUUAAAUUAUAUUUCCAGACCAGCAAAAAUAAACUUUUAUCAUCAUAACAAAAAAUGCCAAAAAUGACACUAUGCUUGUUCAUUUGUUGGCCAUUUCAUUCAUGUUUCUGUUGUUCUGCAAAGAGAAAUGUAUUUGCGCUGGAGCUUGUUUUGCUGUAUUACCCUGUAUCUCUCUUUGAUCACAUAUAUGCAUGAAUAAUACCAUAUUUUAAUCCCGAUCCUGUACUUUUUCUGCCACCAGUUUGAUUUUAUAUACAGUACAGUAAUGCUCAUUCCACUCUCGCAUGUGACAAAUGUGAUUAUUAAUAGAAACAGUAGUCCAAACAUUCAUAUUAAAUGUGUGUCUUCUGCUCUAUACUGUAUGUGAGCAAGUUUCAUUCACAAAAAUAUUGUCACACUACAGAACCUGCUGUGAAAAAUCAGCAGGUGGAAAUGAUUGACGGAAAUGAUGAACUCCAGAUUUAUUCAGAUAAAAAUACAAUACGGGAUUGUAACUUGUUUCACAUCCUUGAGAAAAAAAACAAUAAAUACUGAUAAGCCACUGUGACUACAUCAAGAAUACAAAUAUUUUCUUAGUUCAAUCAAUUCCUGUGUAGUUCCAGAAUAUUGUCUAGAUUUACAAUUUACAGUUGAUAAAGCUCACUUUUUUCGUUUCUUAUCCUC
This is a messenger RNA of Betta splendens (Siamese fighting fish), 4555 nucleotides long. RefSeq names its product whirlin a (gene whrna). The coding region runs from base 768 to 3596 and encodes 942 amino acids. The transcript is spliced from 13 exons. Gene Ontology annotation, cellular component: cilium; stereocilia ankle link complex; plasma membrane. The record is from RefSeq and is a predicted model, not a curated record. NCBI's taxonomy places the organism in Eukaryota, Metazoa, Chordata, Actinopteri, Anabantiformes, Osphronemidae. Gene Ontology annotation, molecular function: protein binding. Gene Ontology annotation, biological process: sensory perception of sound; auditory receptor cell stereocilium organization.